This is a messenger RNA of Daucus carota subsp. sativus, 1946 nucleotides long. RefSeq names its product cyclase-associated protein 1. Gene Ontology annotation, biological process: actin filament organization; cytoskeleton organization. Gene Ontology annotation, cellular component: cytoplasm. Gene Ontology annotation, molecular function: adenylate cyclase binding; actin binding. NCBI's taxonomy places the organism in Eukaryota, Viridiplantae, Streptophyta, Magnoliopsida, Apiales, Apiaceae. Bases 138 to 1544 code for a protein of 468 amino acids. The record is from RefSeq and is a predicted model, not a curated record. The transcript has 10 exons.
AGAGCACAAUAUUUAUCCGACAAAUAACCCAAAAAGCGCUAUAUAUACCUUUCGGUGUAUACAAACCAAGCAAAGCAAAAACAGCAGCGCAUCACACAAUUCACAACUCACCAUUUGAAUUCGGCAGCAGAUCUGCGAUGGACGAGAAGCUGUUACAGAGAUUGGAGUCUGCGGUGGCGCGGCUGGAGUUGCUCUCGAGUGGCAGCGGCGGCGGUGGAGAUGCAGCGGCGGCGAUUGAUCCAUCGGUGAUUGCAUUCGAUGAAUUCAUGGAGCAAUAUGUAGGUAGGCUUAUGAGUGCUGCCAAGAAGAUCGGGGGACAAGUUGAAGAUGUGACUAAGCUUCUUCAACAAGCCUUUUCUGUUCAAAAGGAACUUCUCAUUCAAAUCAAGCAAUCUCAGAAACCUGACAUGGCAGGAUUAGUUGAGUUUCUUAAACCGUUGAAUGAAGUGAUAAUAAAAGCAAAUGCAAUGACAGAAGGAAGGCGAUCAGAUGUCUUUAAUCACUUGAAGAGUGUGGCGGACAGUAUAUCGGCACUUGCAUGGAUAGCAUACACAGGGAAAGAUUGCGGCAUGAGCAUGCCUAUUGCACAUGUGGAAGAAAGUUGGCAAAUGGCGGAAUUUUAUAACAACAAGGUUCUCGUUGAGUACAGAAACAAAGACCCAACCCAUGUGGAGUGGGCAAAAGCUUUGAAGGAGCUCUAUGUACCAGGUUUGAGGGAUUUUGUGAAGGCACAGUACCCUCUAGGUCCUGUUUGGAGUGCCACAGGGAAAACAGUUGCUAGUGCUACACCCAAAGCUCCUACAACUAGAGCUCCUGCUCCUCCACCUCCUCCCCCUGCUUCUCUCUUCACUUCCGAAGCUCCUCAGCCUUCUUCAUCUCGACCAAAGGUGGGGAUGUCUGCUGUUUUUCAAGAGAUCAGUUCUGGGAAGCCUGUGACUUCUGGAUUAAGAAAGGUAACAGAUGAUAUGAAGACAAAGAACCGCGCAGAUAGAGCUGGUGUUGUUGCUGCUAAUGAAAAAAGCAGCCACGCUACCUCAUCUUCCUUCUCCAAAACUGCACCUCCCAAGUUGGAGCUCCAAAUGGGUCGCAAGUGGGUUGUAGAGUACCAGAUUGGUAAGAAGAAUUUAGUAAUUGAUGACUGUGACGCAAAGCAAACUGUAUAUAUCUUCGGAUGCAAAGAUUCUGUUCUCCAGAUACAAGGAAAGGUUAACAACAUAACCAUAGACAAGUGCACUAAGAUGGGGGUUGUAUUCAAGGAUGUGGUUGCUGCUUGUGAGAUUGUUAACUGCAAUGGUGUUGAGGUGCAAUGCCAGGGUUCAGCACCUACGAUUUCAGUAGACAAUACAGGAGGAUGCCAAUUAUAUCUAAGCAAAGAUUCUUUGGGUGCUUCUAUAACGACAGCCAAGUCGAGUGAGAUUAAUGUAUUAGUUCCUGGUGCUGGUGCUGGCGAUGACUGGGGGGAGCAUGCUUUGCCGCAGCAGUUUGUCCAUGCAUACAAGGAUGGCCAGUUUGUAACCACUCCUGUAUCACACUCUGGCGGUUAAUGGUGGCAUAUCACGGCUUCGGUUUUAUGUUUUAUAUUCAUUUAUUUUUUUUUUCCUUUUCUCCUUUUUGGAUUGCUUGAAUCCCUAAAAGAUUGCUUUCCCCUGCCGUUCAUCUAUCACGCCUUGUCACGAUGAUGAAGUUAAGUAUUGAUUCGAUUUUUUUGUUUUACUAAAUUGUUGUAAAAACAGAGUCUCCCCGAUUUAAGAAUAUUUUGUCCGUUGACUGGUAAGAAGUUUUGGGUGGAAUAUCAUCCACACGUUCAGGCAUAGUUUGUGCGACUAGUGUGGUUGGAAAUUUUGGGUUAAACCCUGUUCAGACAAAUACUGCAUAUAUUGUAUUUCGCAUCUUAUGCAAACUCAUGUAUGAUGAAUGUUGGUUUAUUGUUAUUGUUGUUGUGGUCA